Messenger RNA from Plasmodium yoelii, 882 nucleotides. Its product is annotated as PIR protein. The coding region runs from base 1 to 882 and encodes 293 amino acids. The record is from RefSeq and is a predicted model, not a curated record. NCBI's taxonomy places the organism in Eukaryota, Apicomplexa, Aconoidasida, Haemosporida, Plasmodiidae. The transcript has 3 exons.
AUGAAUGUCGAAGUGUGUAAAAGGUUCAAGAAUGUAUGGGAGGAUUUUCCCGAUAAAUUGGUUAAUGAAAAGUAUCAUUUUAAUGAUGAUAAACUUUUCAAAACCUAUUGUACUAAUAAUUGUACUAGUUAUAUCAAUAAAAUGAAUGCUGGAUUUUUAUAUUUUUUUAAUGAAUUCUUUGGUAAUUCUUCUGUGUUUGAGUCUGUUGCAAAAAGUAAUAUCAAUAUUGUUGAAUACAUUAUGAUAUGGUUAAGUUAUAUGUUUAACCUAAAGAAAGAUAACAGCAUUAACACUAUAGAUAUGUUUUAUAGUAAUUAUAUAGAUAAUAAUAAGUAUAAAAAUUCUAUAUACGAUGCUGGUGCUUAUAAUAGUUAUGAUGAUCUUAUAAAUAAAAAAAAAGAAUUGAUGAAUAUGAAGAUUAAAGAUAUAUCUAAAUUUUAUGAUCCAUUUAAAUUAUUAUGUGAAAUGUAUAAUGAAUUUGAUGAAAAUAAGAAAGAUUGCACACAAUAUUCGGAAAAAGCUAAACAAUUUGUUGAAAAAUAUGAAAAACUUAAUGGAGAUCCUAAUAAUACUGAUGACAGUUCAUAUAAACAAUUAUUGUGUACUUUAUCAACUGAUUAUGAUAAUUUUAAAAAGAAAUGUAACGAUAGUUCAUCGCUUCCAACGAUAGACAAAACAAAAAUUCCUGAAAAAUGUUCUAAACAAAUUUCUGGACACAUUUCUGAAGUUACAUCAUCAAGUUCGUCGAUAGCAAGCAAAUUAAUUCCAGUUUUAUCGAUAAUAGUUGCAGUAGCAAUUUUGUUAGGAAUUUCUUAUAAGUAUUCGCUAUGUGGAAUUCGGAAACGAGCUCAAAAACAUUUGAGAGAAAAGCUAAAAAAAUAA